Messenger RNA from Pneumocystis jirovecii RU7, 724 nucleotides. Its product is annotated as 40S ribosomal protein S6-B. The record is from RefSeq and is a predicted model, not a curated record. The transcript is spliced from 4 exons. Bases 1 to 711 code for a protein of 236 amino acids. NCBI's taxonomy places the organism in Eukaryota, Fungi, Ascomycota, Pneumocystomycetes, Pneumocystales, Pneumocystaceae. Gene Ontology annotation, molecular function: structural constituent of ribosome. Gene Ontology annotation, biological process: translation. Gene Ontology annotation, cellular component: ribosome.
AUGAAGUUAAACAUUGCUUAUCCUGCGAAUGGAACUCAGAAACUUAUUGACAUUGAUGAUGAGCGGAAGCUUCGAGUAUUCAUGGAAAAACGUAUGGGUCAGGAAGUACCUGGUGAUUCUGUAGAUGAUCAAUUUAAAGGGUAUAUAUUUAAAAUUACUGGUGGGAAUGAUAAACAAGGGUUUCCAAUGAAGCAAGGUGUGCUUCUUUCGUCGAGAGUUCGGCUUUUAUUAUCAAAGGGUCAUUCUUGUUAUAGGCCUAGGCGUGAUGGAGAACGAUCAAGAAAGAGCGUUCGCGGAUGUAUUGUUGCAAGUGAUCUUUCUGUUUUAAGUUUGGUUAUUGUAAAACAAGGGGAAAAUGAUAUUCCAGGAUUAACUGAUACUGCAAAUCCUAAAAGACUUGGACCUAAAAGAGCGUCUAAGAUUCGGCGUUUCUUUAAUUUAAGUAAGGAAGAUGAUGUUCGGAAGUUUGUUAUUCGUCGUGAGAUUUGUAAAAAUGAGGGUAAGAAAUCUUAUACAAAAGCACCUAAAAUUCAACGUCUUGUAACGCCUGUGACGCUUCAAAGGAAAAGAAGGCGUCUUAAACAUAAACGAGAGAUCGCUGAAAAACAAAGACAAGCUGCUGCUGAAUAUGCCUUACUUCUUAGCAAGUAUAUUUCUGAAAAAAAGGCUAAAAAGGCAGAAAUUAAGAAAAGACGUAGUUUAAAAAAGUAGUUUAGGAAUAGUU